Bursaphelenchus xylophilus (pine wood nematode) is the source of this 445-nucleotide messenger RNA. NCBI's taxonomy places the organism in Eukaryota, Metazoa, Nematoda, Chromadorea, Rhabditida, Aphelenchoididae. The record is from the annotation of a GenBank genome assembly.
AUGUUCAUUUGGAUUUUUCUUUUGGCCACCCCAAUUGUGGGUCGUAUGCAUUUUGCCGGGAGGAUUCGAUGCGCUAAUUCUGGGUCUUUGAAAGGGCACAAAAAGAUUGUAAGUUCUUUCCUUUUUUGUGGGGACUUUUUUCAGGGCGUCGAAAUCAUCACCGGAAUGGACAACGUUUGCGCAAAAUUUAUUCUCAACGAAACUGGAGAGUUCGAUCUCCAUUGUGACGAAGGAUGGUGGCCAAAAUGGACGUUCACUCCGGAGUAUGAAAUGUAAUUUUGAAAAAUUUGAGGUGAUCCAACCAAACCCUUUUUCCAGUUUUCACUCCUGUGAUGGGCAUUGUCGUGUAUUUAAGAUCGAAUCCGACAACAAUUACCUAUAUUUGCCACUCUCCAAUCAAGGAGAUCGUCGCGAGACUUAUCUCUGUCCAAAUCAGGUCUAUUAG